This is a messenger RNA of Vitis riparia (riverbank grape), 1789 nucleotides long. RefSeq names its product tyrosine decarboxylase 1. Gene Ontology annotation, molecular function: pyridoxal phosphate binding; carboxy-lyase activity. The transcript is spliced from 13 exons. The record is from RefSeq and is a predicted model, not a curated record. The coding region runs from base 124 to 1605 and encodes 493 amino acids. NCBI's taxonomy places the organism in Eukaryota, Viridiplantae, Streptophyta, Magnoliopsida, Vitales, Vitaceae. Gene Ontology annotation, biological process: amino acid metabolic process.
AAUAAUAUUUGCCAAUUCAGACUGGAGCAUCUUCUUAUAAAUUGAAGAGGGAGAGACCCUCUUGUUCUUUUGUAUCUGUUCUCAAGUUCUCUGGUGGUGGCAUUUCCAAGAUUACCAACCAAAAUGGAGAGUGGACUGAGGCCCAUGGAUGCUGAACAGCUGAGAGAGAAUGGUCAUAAGAUGGUGGAUUUCAUUGCAGAUUACUACAAAAGUAUUGAGAAUUUUCCAGUUCUCAGCCAAGUUGAGCCUGGUUAUCUUCGUGAACUUCUGCCAGAUUCCGCACCUAAUCAACCCGAAUCAUUGCAACAAGUCUUUGAUGACCUUCAAGCAAAGAUAUUACCUGGGGUAACGCACUGGCAAAGCCCAAACUUCUUUGCAUAUUAUCCUUCUAAUAGCAGUACAGCUGGAUUCCUAGGAGAAAUGCUUAGUGCCGGUCUCAACAUUGUGGGUUUUAGCUGGAUUACUUCUCCUGCGGCGACGGAACUUGAAAUGAUUGUGCUGGAUUGGCUUGCAAAAAUGCUUAAUCUACCAGAUGAUUUCCUUUCUGCAGGAAAUGGUGGUGGAGUGAUACAGGGCACUGCAAGUGAAGCCGUUCUGGUUGUAUUACUGGCUGCUCGUGAUAGGGUUUUAAGGACUGUUGGAAAAACUGCCCUUGAGAAGCUUGUGGUUUAUGGAUCUGAUCAAACACAUUCUGCUUUACAGAAAGCCUGCCAGAUAGGAGGAAUUCAUCCAGAGAACUGUAGGCUGCUGAAAGCCGACUCUUCUACUGGAUAUGCUCUUUCUCCUGAUUUACUUAGUGAAGCAGUUUCACAUGACAUCGCCAAUGGUCUAAUACCCUUUUUCUUAUGUGCUAAUGUUGGUACUACUUCAUCAACAGCUGUGGAUCCUUUGCUUGAACUGGGAAAGGUCACUAAGAGUAAUGGAAUAUGGUUUCAUGUGGAUGCUGCAUAUGCUGGAAGUGCUUGUGUGUGCCCUGAGUAUCGCCAUUACAUUGAUGGUGUUGAGGAAGCUGACUCAUUUAACAUGAAUGCGCAUAAAUGGUUCCUAACAAACUUCGAUUGUUCAGUGCUCUGGGUUAAGGAUAGAAAUGCUUUGGUUCAGGCCCUGUCAACUAAUCCAGUGUUUCUGAAAAACAAAGCCUCUGAUGCAAACAUGGUUGUGGAUUACAAAGAUUGGCAAGUCCCUCUUGGACGCCGAUUCAGGUCAUUAAAACUGUGGAUGGUAUUACGCUUAUACGGUGUGGAAAACCUUCAGCGUUACAUAAGAAACCAUAUCGAGUUGGCUAAGCAAUUUGAAGAACUUGUUGCUCAAGAUCCAAGAUUUGAGAUUGUUGCCCCUCGGAAAUUUGCUUUAGUUUGCUUUCGCCUUCUGCCUCCCCAUAGAAAUGAAGAUUUCAGCAACAAACUGAACCAUGACCUAUUAGAUACUGUAAACUCUACUGGGAAAGUCUACAUUUCUCACACUGCCUUAUCAGGUAAAUACACAUUAAGACUUGCAGUAGGUGCUCCCCUGACAGAAGAGAGGCAUGUAAAUGCAGCAUGGAAGGUUAUUCAAGAGAAGGCCUGUGUUCUUUUAUCAGAGUUUGGGAUGAAUGGAGUGAGUUAAAUCUUGCAGUGUCCCCCUUUGACUUAUUUCAUCUUUUAAGCAUUUUCCAUUUUGAAGUCAUCACAUUAUAAAAUUUCAGUGGUCCUUGUUGGAAAAAGAGUAUCUGAUUCCUAGUAUGAGAGAGGUGUUUGGUAAAACUCAAUAAAUAUUACUUAAGGACUUAAAUUGACUUUAAGUUAAAUUA